Messenger RNA from Aspergillus neoniger CBS 115656, 800 nucleotides. Its product is annotated as carbonyl reductase. The record is from RefSeq and is a predicted model, not a curated record. The transcript is spliced from 2 exons. NCBI's taxonomy places the organism in Eukaryota, Fungi, Ascomycota, Eurotiomycetes, Eurotiales, Aspergillaceae. The coding region runs from base 1 to 750 and encodes 249 amino acids.
AUGUCUGCUGAGCAAAAGUUGGUCCUGAUCACAGGGGCAAACCAGGGCAUCGGAUUCGAGACGGCCAAGAACCUGAUCCUCUCCGACAACUACCAUGUCAUUUUAGGCUCGCGAGACCCAGUCAAGGGUGAAGAGGCGGCCAAGACCUUGCAGGCUGUCCCCGGUAUCAAGGGCAGUGUCUCGUCAAUUCAAAUCGACGUAACUGACGAUCAGUCUGUGGAUGCUGCUGCUGCCGAGAUCAAAGCUCAGUAUGGACGACUUGACAUCCUAGUCAACAAUGCUGCCAUGAGCUCGAUGAAGCAUCCGCCAAGUCGAGAGGCUAUGCGCCAGAUCCUGGAUGUGAACGUGGUCGGAGCACUUAGCACGACAGAAGCAUUUCUCGACCUGCUUCGGAAUUCAUCUGAGAAACGUCUUGUAUUUGUAUCUUCGAGUACAGGCUCCAUUAGUCGUGCGGCAGACCCGUCAUCUCCCUUUCACAUAGCCAGUGCUACGGAGUAUCGGGCCAGCAAGGCUGCACUGAACAUGAUGAUGGUCUUGUACAUGUGUCGCCUCAAAGAUGAAGGUUUCAAAGUGUUUGGAGCCGAUCCAGGGCUGUGUGCCACGAAUCUCACCGGUGACCCUGAAUCACUGCGACGACGUAAUGCUGCAGAACCAUCUGAUGGAGGAGAGAGGGUGGCGACGGUGGUGAAAGGGGAGCGGGAUGAUGAUGUUGGAAAGGUGCUGGGAGUAUAUGGAGUAUCACCCUUCUGAGUAGUCUUUCAAUUUGUAUCACUCGAGAGUGUAUAUUAGUCUGUAUAUUG